Molecule: messenger RNA, 1175 nt
Organism: Xylaria bambusicola
Lineage: Eukaryota; Fungi; Ascomycota; Sordariomycetes; Xylariales; Xylariaceae
Exons: 5
Coding region: 133-498 (121 amino acids)
Source: RefSeq, a predicted model, not a curated record
UGGAAGCUCGGGAAACUACUCAUACUUACUUACAUACUUCCUUACCUUGCCCAAGCUUGACUUCUACCUUGACACCUUGUCGUGAACCUACUACUUUUGAUACUCAUCGGACUGAGCUGUUGCGCCUCCGCAAUGAAUACAGCUAAAUCUUUCUGGGCCGGUUGGGGCUCCCUUUGCCUUGCUGGCGCAGGUGCCUACUACUUUGCUAAGAAAAGCAUCAAUGCCGACCGAGCUCAGCGAUUCGAAGAGACCCAACGUAAGAAGCGCAUGAUAAACUCCCUCGAAUACUCCAACGACAACGUUUCGGCGCAACCGUCGUCGAGAUCGUCCGACGCCCCCGUCAGUAAUGAUGUCGCUGGCUCGCCGAGCCAGGAGGCAAGCUCUGAUCCCGCGCCAACAAGGCAUGCUCCUACAACCGAGUCCCAAAGGGUUUUCGAGAAAAGUAAAUACGAAAGCAGUACGCCUUUUAAGAGUCCGAAGGGGGAUCGUUUCUCGUGAGAUUGCUAUGCUUCAUCGUUCAAAACAUCGGGCGGCUGUACCUGAAAUACGCAUCUGUCACAAAUCAGCGUGGAAAUUGUACAUAUAUAGUGGUGUUUAUUGGCGCCUCAUUUUGAAUAUCUCAACUUUUCAGAUGAUUUUCUUUUUUGGUGCUGACUUUCGUCCGCUGUACCUGUGGAAACUGACCUAAGCUUGAAUUUCGGAACCAAGAUUUCUUCCCCUUAUCACAUUCCUACUCAAAGGGCCCAGGGCGUGUAUCUGAUGCCGCAUUCCAAAAUAUAAAAAGUAACCACGUUGGAAUAUGGAAGAUAUAUACUAGUGACCUCCAGCCCUAGUCGGCCUGGUUGUAACUUCUUUUUACAUCUCGAAUAUAGAUGAUACUAGCGCUUCCUGAUAUGUCAAUAUCCCUUACAUGUGGCUAUUCAGCUGCUCAGGGCGGUACCUAAGCCUCUACAAGCCUACAACGGGCGUCGACAAAUCACAACUGUGCUGGCUCGACAGAUUUUGAACAUGGGAGACAAGGUAGAUUUCAAGGCUGCAAACGUGUGUUUAUGGAAAGCACUGUGAUGCAGUGACUAGCCAUAGUAGAUAGUAGAUAUAUACACACUGACAUGAAGACUCGAUUUCACUUUUGCGGAAUUUGUUUUCACUAUUUGCGAAGCCUCUCUCUCACGGUA